Molecule: messenger RNA, 6627 nt
Organism: Lacerta agilis (Sand lizard)
Lineage: Eukaryota; Metazoa; Chordata; Lepidosauria; Squamata; Lacertidae
Gene: ZSWIM8
Product: zinc finger SWIM-type containing 8
Exons: 27
Coding region: 175-5775 (1866 amino acids)
Cellular component (GO): Cul2-RING ubiquitin ligase complex
Molecular function (GO): zinc ion binding
Source: RefSeq, a predicted model, not a curated record
GUCGUUGUAGUUGCUUGGGUUUUUGCUGGUGUUGCUCCCCCCCCCACCUACCCUCCGGAGACAAAUGAGCAAAUUGAACUUGAAGUACUAAUACAGGUUGUCCUGGAGUCCUGUCGCUGCACCUCUCUGAGAGAGAAGGCCUGCUUUUUCCCUUUCCCUGUUUUUUUGGAUGUGAUGGAACUCAUGUUUGCAGAGUGGGAGGACGGGGAAAGGUUUUCAUUUGAAGAUUCUGACCGCUUUGAAGAAGACUCCCUUUGUUCCUUCAUCUCUGAGGCAGAGAGCUUAUGCCAGAAUUGGAGAGGAUGGCGGAAGCAAUCGGCUGGACCCAAUUCCCCCACUGUCAAAAUGAAAGAUGGGCUGGUGAUCCCGCUGGUGGAGCUGUCUGCAAAACAGGUGGCAUUUCACAUUCCAUUUGAAGUGGUUGAAAAAGUCUACCCACCUGUGCCCGAACAACUGCAGCUUCGUAUUGCCUUUUGGAGCUUCCCAGAAAAUGAAGAGGACAUCAGGCUGUACUCCUGCUUGGCAAAUGGCAGUGCAGAUGAGUUCCAGAGAGGCGAGCAACUCUUCCGAAUGAGGGCUGUUAAAGAUCCACUGCAGAUAGGUUUCCAUCUGAGUGCCACAGUGGUACCUCCCCAGAUGGUACCACCAAAAGGAGCAUACAAUGUGGCAGUGAUGUUUGACAGAUGCAGAAUCACUUCAUGCAGCUGCACUUGUGGAGCUGGGGCCAAAUGGUGUGCCCAUGUUGUAGCCCUCUGCCUUUUCCGGAUACACAAUGCAUCUGCAGUGUGCUUGCGAGCACCUGUCUCAGAAUCCCUGUCUCGACUUCAGAGAGAUCAGCUGCAGAAAUUUGCACAGUACCUCAUCAGUGAACUUCCCCAGCAGAUCCUUCCUACUGCUCAGCGCUUGCUGGAUGAGUUGCUGUCUUCUCAGUCCACUGCUAUCAAUACUGUAUGUGGAGCCCCAGAUCCCACUGCCGGUCCCUCUGCCUCAGAUCAAAGCACCUGGUACUUGGAUGAAUCUACAUUAAGUGACAACAUAAAGAAAACCCUUCACAAAUUUUGUGGUCCAUCUCCUGUUGUCUUUAGUGACGUGAACUCUAUGUACCUUUCUUCCACGGAGCCCCCAGCCGCCGCCGAAUGGGCCUGUCUCUUGCGUCCUCUGAGGGGCAGGGAGCCGGAGGGCAUCUGGAACUUACUUUCUAUUGUUCGGGAGAUGUUCAAGAGACGGGACACCAAUGCAGCCCCUCUGCUAGAAAUUCUAACGGACCAGUGCCUGACCUACGAACAGAUAACCGGUUGGUGGUACAGUGUAAGGACAUCUGCAUCCCAUAGCAGUGCAAGCGGGCACACUGGCCGUAGCAACGGCCAGUCAGAAGUGGCUGCUCAUGCUUGUGCGAGCAUGUGCGAUGAGAUGGUGGUUCUCUGGAGGCUUGCUGUCUUGGAUCCAACCAUCAGCCCUCAUCGGCGGAGGGAUUUGUGCACACAGCUGAGGCAGUGGCAAUUGAAGGUAAUAGACAACGUCAAAAGGGGACAGCACAAAAAAUCCCUCGAGAAACUGUUCCAGGGGUUCAAGCCAGCUGUGGAAGCUUGCUACUUCAACUGGGAGGAGGCCUAUCCAAUUCCAGGCAUCACAUACAGCAAUGCUGACAAAAAGAACUCCUUUUGUUGGGUAAAGGCCAUCCAACAGCGAAACUGCCGACCACAGUGUGGAGAAAACAUCUGUGAGGCGGGGAGAGCUCAUGGUCUGGAUGUUUCGGGGACGUGCUUGCAACUAGGGGAUCGGUCGCGCCCUGCCUCUCAGGAGCCCGCUGUGCGCCCCAAAGAACUGAUUGGGAAGCGGAAAGUUGUGUCUGAAGGUCCCCAGCGGGUUCUGAGAAGACUUUCAGCUGAAGGCGAUAAAGCUGCAUACAAGACAGCUGUGAACAAGGGCGGCAAGCUUCCAGUGGGAAAGACCUUGGCCAGCAAACAUAGUGGGAAGCGUCGCAUGAGCAGCGAGGACAGCUCUCUGGAACCGGACUUGGCCGAGUUGGCUUUAGAUGACAGCAGUUUGGCCCUUGGCGCCGAGGCUAGCAACACGUUCAGCUUCACAGACAGCCCGUUGAGCAGAAGUUACAGGGAUACCUUUGAGGAUGAUGGUGGGGUGUAUUUCUCAGAGGCAACUGAGCCCACCCUUAGGAGUAGUCCAUCCAGCAAGAAGAACCCAAAGGACCCAGUGGGCGAAGUGGGUAGUGGAGAUGAUGACAUUCCUUGCCCUGAUGAAAGUACUGGUGGGGUGAGUUUGAAGCCCAAGGAAGUGGGGGAGAACGGUGCUGCUGGAGGAGGAGGAGGAGAAGAGGAGGAAGACGACUACCAAGUGUACUAUCUGAAUCCCCAGGAGGUUGCUAAGGAAGAGGAUGACAAGGCUGAGGGAGGGGUAGAAGAAGAACAGGACAUAUUUGCUGGGAUAAAGCCCCUGGAGCAGGAAAACCGCAUGGAGAUCCUGUUUGCUUGUGCCGAGGCUCUCUAUGCACAUGGUUACAGCAGUGAAGCCUGUCGCCUCACAGUUGAGCUUGCCAAGGACUUGUUGGCCAACCCUCCUGAUCUCAAAGUGGAACAGCCCCCAACCAAGGGAAAGAAAAACAAGGUAUCCACCAGCAAGCAGACAUGGAUGGCAACAAACACCUUAUCCAAAGCUGCUUUCCUGCUGACCGUGCUGAGUGAACGGCAGGAAUACCACAAUCUAGCCUUCCAGAUUGGCAUGUUUGCUCUGGAGCUGCAGAGGCCGCCAGCCUCUACCAAGGCUUUGGAGGUAAAGCUUGCAUAUCAGGAGUCUGAAAUUGUGGCCUUGUUGAAGAAAAUUCCGCUUGGCUCUAAUGAGAUGAACACUAUUCGGGGAAGAGCUGAAGAGCUGAGGGAAGGAACCCUGUGUGAUUACCGCCCUGUUUUGCCUCUUAUGCUGGCCAGCUUCAUAUUUGAUGUCUUAUGCACACCAGUGGUUUCUCCUACAGGAUCCAGACCUCCAAGCCGUAACUGGAAUAAUGAAAUGCCUGGAGAUGAAGAGCUCGGUUUUGAGGCAGCUGUGGCUGCUCUUGGCAUGAAGACGACAGUGAGUGAAGCAGAGCACCCUCUGUUGUGUGAAGGCACCCGAAGGGAGAAAGGAGAUCUUGCUCUGGCCCUGAUGAUCACUUACAAGGAUGACCAGUCUAAGCUAAAAAAAAUCUUGGAUAAGCUGUUGGACAGGGAGAGCCAAACACACAAGCCUCAGACUCUAAGUUCAUUCUACUCAUCCAGCAAGCCCACAGUAGCCAAUCAGAAAUCUCCUUCCAAACAUGCUACCCAAUCAGCUGCGCCCAUUCAGCACCUCCCAGGAACACCCGUCACGCAACAAGCAGGGGUAACCACUGCUGUCCAGAGCAACACUUCGGAACCCUUUUUGGAAAAGAGCUCCCAAGAUAACCCUCAGAGAUCCCCUUGUGACCCACCUAUGGAACCCAGUGUCUUAAAGCAAGAAGGGAAAGUUCCUAGCAGACUAGCCCUUGGAAAUAGAGGUGGCUACAAUGGGAGGUGCUGGGGUUCCCCAGUCAGACAAAAAAAGAAGCACACAGCGAAGGACAGCAAGCAUAAUGCCAGUAUAAAUAUGUGGCAUGGCUACAUACAGAAUACUGUGUACAGUUCUGGUCACCCCAUCAAAACAAAAAUAGGAAUGGCCAGCAUUGACAGCAGUGCUCCAGAAACCACCUCGGACAGUUCUCCAACCCUCAGCAGGCGGCCUCUGCGGGGAGGAUGGGCAGCCACUUCCUGGGGCAGAGGGCAGGACAGCGAUAGCAUCAGUAGCUCUUCCAGCGACUCCUUGGGCUCAUCCUCCUCCAGUGGAAGCAGGAGAGCUAGCGGAGGAGCACGUGCAAAGACGGUGGAGGUCGGCAGGUAUAAGGGCAGGCGUCCAGAGAGCCAUGCUCCUCAUGUCCCAAAUCAGCCCUCGGAAGCAGCUGCACAUUUCUAUUUUGAGCUGGCCAAGACAGUCCUCAUCAAGGCUGGUGGAAACAGCAGUACUUCCAUUUUCACCCACCCAUCCUCUAGUGGUGGCCACCAGGGUCCUCAUCGCAACCUCCACCUCUGCGCCUUCGAGAUUGGUCUCUAUGCACUGGGGUUGCACAACUUUGUCUCUCCCAACUGGCUGUCUCGAACCUAUUCCUCCCACGUCUCAUGGAUUACAGGGCAAGCCAUGGAGAUUGGCAGUGCAGCCUUGAACAUCCUGGUGGAGUGCUGGGAUGGGCACCUGACCCCUCCGGAGGUAGCGUCCCUGGCUGACAGGGCUUCCAGAGCUAGGGAUUCCAACAUGGUGCGAGCAGCCGCUGAGCUGGCAUUGAGCUGUUUGCCGCACGCCCACGCCUUGAACCCAAAUGAGAUCCAGAGAGCCCUGGUCCAGUGCAAGGAGCAGGAUAAUCUAAUGCUGGAGAAGGCAUGCUUGGCAGUGGAGGAGGCAGCCAAAGGAGGCGGUGUUUACCCUGAAGUCCUGUUUGAAGUUGCUCACCAGUGGUACUGGUUGUACGAACAAACUGUUGGUGGAACUCUUGCUCAGAGAGAGGGAGCCACAGGCUGCAGUGCAAGUGGAGCCCGGGCAUCCUGCGAAGCGGUGCGUGGACUGGCAGAUACCAGAGUGACGUCAGAACCCACCACAGUGACUGUCGCGGCUGCGGUGACAGCAGCAGCAACGGUGGUGCCCGUAAUUUCGGUGGGGUCGACAAUCUACCAGCAGCACACCAUGGCAGGGCCAGCAAUGGCACAUGCGCACACCCAGGGUCUGCACCCUUAUACAACACUCCAGACCCACAUCCCUUGCAAUCCUCAGUAUAUCGGGCACCCUAUCCAGCACAUGCCACGUCCGGCGGUCUUUCCUGUUCCUGGCUCAGCUUAUCCCCAAGCAGGGUUACCCUGUCCUCUUCCUUUGCAGGGUGUCCACCCAGCAUUCAUUGGAGCACAGUACCCGUACUCGGUCACUACCCCGUCUCUGGCAGCUACAGCAGUGUCCUUCCCGGGAGUGCCUGUCCCAUCCAUGACGCAGAUUGCUGUGCAUCCAUACCAUGCUGAGACUGGGCUGUCUCUGUCUUCCAAUGUAGCAAUAGGAAGUGUUCAUGCAGGGUCUACAUUCCCAGCAAUUCAAGGGACUUCCUUGACGAGUCUGUCUUCUCAGCCCAGCUCCCUUGUCACAGGAGGCUUUCCUUCUGAGGAUGAGCAGCACAGCCAGCCUGCAGGCAAUCAAGGCGUGCAUCACCUCCACUCUGCCUACCGAGUUGGAAUGUUAGCACUGGAGAUGCUUGGCCGCAGAGCUCACAAUGACCACCCCAACAACUUCUCACGCAGCCCACCUUACACAGAAGAUGUGAAAUGGCUCCUGGGAUUAGCUGCCAAAUUAGGUGUCAACUAUGUGCAUCAAUUCUGUCUUGGCGCAGCCAAGGGGGUCCUGAGCCCUUUUGUGUUGCAAGAGAUCAUCAUGGAAUCCCUGCAGAGGCUCAAUCCUGCCCAUGUCCACAAUCACCUGCGCACACCAGCCUUCCACCAGUUGGUACAGAGGUGUCAGCAGGCAUACAUACAGUACAUCCACCACCGGCUGAUCCACCUCACUCCGGCAGACUACGAUGACUUUGUGAAUGCCAUUCGCAGCGCCAGAAGCGCCUUCUGCCUGACCCCUAUGGGCAUGAUGCAAUUCAAUGACAUCCUUCAGAACCUGAAGCGCAGCAAGCAGACUAAGGAUUUGUGGCAAAGGGUCUCUUUGGAAAUGACCACCUUUUCACCAUGACGGCUUGGGGGUGGCUUCUGUUAGCUAGAGUUCUGUUCGUGGCACCCUUCCAUACCGGAUCUUUUUUUUUUUUUUUAGCUGUUGGAAACCACUGAUUUGAUGUAUUUAUACCAAGGCAUUCCUCUUCGUGCAACUGUGACUGUGCUCCACUUCCCUUGUUUUCUUCUCCCCAGCAGGUGGAGUCAAGAAAGUAGUUUUGCAAGUACAAGGAAGUACGUGGUGUGUGUAUGAGAGUGUUUUCUGUGUGAAAGUUGCGGGGGUUGGGGGGGGGAAAGAGGGAGAGUUGUCUGGCUAGCUGAUACUUGGCCAGUGCUUUCAGCCCCCUUCCUGUGCAGUUUUCUAAAUGAGGGUGUGUGUGUGUGUGUGCCUGCAUGUUAAGGGCGUAGGGUGGAGCCUGUCCUUUAUAAUAUUUAUUUUAGCAUUUAUAAAUAUGUAUACUACUUUCUAUAAGGUUCUAAAAAUUUCAUUCAUCAUAGGGCCAGGAGAGGCAAGAGUUUUCUUUUUGCGCAUCCUGGGCUCCUCCGUCACCAUUCCUUCCUGCAGCAACUACCCAGAGGAGCUCAGGCUGAAGUGGAAAGAGCUCCUUCAGCCAGCACUGCCUACAUGUUUGGAUGGGCAAAAGUACCACUUUUGCAGGCCCCAGAACAGUAUUGAGCUGGCUACUGCAGUUUCUUUGCUGCUUGGACUGUGGCCCCAAAGAGUUUUUGUCAUCAGGCUUUGUAGGAUGUUCCAACCAUGGUGGUUCUGAGUUGUACAGUCAUGUUACUUUGGCUGGGAUGUUAGCUCUCCUGUAAUCAAUUUCUUAUUCCUUGUUUCAGUUUCCUGAUUAAAACACUCAUUUUCUUAGACUGA